Messenger RNA from Cydia pomonella (codling moth), 3625 nucleotides. RefSeq names its product digestive cysteine proteinase 1 (gene 26-29-p). Gene Ontology annotation, molecular function: cysteine-type endopeptidase activity. Lineage: Eukaryota; Metazoa; Arthropoda; Insecta; Lepidoptera; Tortricidae. The coding region runs from base 204 to 1856 and encodes 550 amino acids. Gene Ontology annotation, biological process: immune response. The record is from RefSeq and is a predicted model, not a curated record. Gene Ontology annotation, cellular component: lysosome. The transcript has 15 exons.
UCGAGGUUGCAUUUGUCAUUCGUCAUUCGUUUUGAUUAAUCGAAAAUAUCCUUGAGUUUAUUUUUAUUUCUAAGCUUAAAUUUAUGAAGAAACUAGUAUUUAAGACUAAUCAGUUGAUAAUAAAGCCAAUUAAAUACAAAAGGACUAGCACAGGAAAGACCUAAGCCGCCGCCCGCCGCGCCGGACGGACGUCUUCCUUCACCAUGCUGCUUCUCGUGCUGUGUCUCACGGCCGCCGCCGCCGGCUAUGUUGAUAAACAAGCCCCUCCUCAAUGGAGCCCCGUGUACUCCGUGAAGGGCGCGCUGAUGAUUCCCUACGCUGAACUGGUCGAACCAUUCUCUGCAUGGUUUGACAGCAAGAAUGGCAAGUCCCGCAUCGACUACUACGGUCAGAUGGUCAAGACCUACCAGUUGACCUCAACAGUGUACCCGAAAUACGGCACAAUGAUCAAAAUCGCGCCGGUGACCACCGAGACCGUCCUGAACAAGCAGACGUGUCUGCAAGUGAACGGGACGGACGGACAGACGGUCAAUAUACAAAACGUCCUCCCCGACAUGACGGACUUCAAGUACAUUGGCACUGAAAACAUGCGUGACACCGAGACCACAAAAUGGCGGAUGACGACCACUGUGGGCGACAAAAUUAACAAGUACACCGUGUGGGUCAAAUACAAGAAGGACCUCAGAGGAGACGCUCUGCCCAUACCAAUCAGAUACGAGAUGAAGGGUUUCAACUCCCUGCUGGGCUCGCACUACGACCACUACUACAUCGAGUAUAUGGACUACGAUGUUGAGGACAUUGACCCUGACGUCUUUAAAAUUGACCCGGGUAUGGAGUGCACUUCGUUCCCCGGGCCUGGGAGCCGGCACAUGGCCACCUUCAACCCCAUGAAGGAGUUCGUGCACCCCGUGCACGACGGGCACGUGCACGACGAGUUCAACAGAUUCAAGAACAAGCACGGCAAGACAUACCACGGUGACGUGGAACACGAGAAACGCUUGAACAUCUUCCGGCAGAACCUCCGCUUCGUCCACUCGCACAACCGCGCCCGACGCGGCUACACCAUGGCCGUCAACCAUCUGGCGGACAGGACUGAUGAUGAACUGGCUGCCUUGAGGGGGAGGAAAUAUAGUGGACCCAACCCAGGCCUGCCAUUCCCAUACGGGCAGGAGGACAUCGAAGCGGAGAGCGACAAGCUGCCUUCAGAACACGACUGGAGACUCUUCGGUGCCGUUACUCCCGUUAAAGACCAGUCGGUGUGCGGGUCGUGCUGGUCGUUCGGCACGGCGGGCGCGGUGGAGGGCGCGCUGUUCCUGAAGAACGGGAACCACCUCGUGCGCCUCAGCCAGCAGGCGCUCGUCGACUGCUCCUGGGGUUUCGGUAACAACGGGUGCGACGGCGGCGAGGACUACCGCGCCUACCAGUGGAUCAUGAAGCACGGCUUGCCUACCGAGGAGGACUAUGGCGGCUACCUGGGACAGGACGGGUACUGCCACAUCGACAACGUGACCCUCGUGACCUCCAUCAAGGGCUGGGUCAACGUCACCACCAACGACGAAAAGGCUCUCAGGCUGGCCAUCUUCAAGCACGGCCCCGUCUCGGUGGCCAUCGACGCGUCGCACAAGACGUUCAGCUUCUAUUCUCAUGGCGUCUACUACGAGCCCCAAUGCAAAAGCAAGGUGGAAGACCUGGACCACGCGGUGCUGGCGGUCGGCUACGGCAUCCUCAACGGACAGAAGUACUGGCUGGUGAAGAACUCGUGGUCCAACAUGUGGGGCAACGACGGCUACGUGCUAAUGUCGUCCAAGGACAACAACUGCGGCGUCAUGAGUGCGCCCACUUACGUACUCAUGUAGAUUUUAGAAGGAAAAGUUUAACAGACAGACACUAAAGAAAAACUAACAGCACAGUUUAAACCUGACUUUAACCUACAUUAUUUGAUCAUGUUAUGUUUUCAUCUACCCUCAACUGGGUUAAGGAGCCAUUUGAGGGUAGAUUUUUUUAACUUUUAUUUAAAUACCUGAAGACAGAGUAUAGUAGCGAAAUAUAUUUCUUAAUAAUUUAAACUUUCAUCGCAUAUUAAAUUUAACAUUCCAGUACCUAUCUUUAUAUUAAUCCAUUUUGGCACAGGGUUUUUUAUGUGUAGAUAUCACUUUUUUUUUAGUUUUAUGUAAUAUUUUGUAUUGUUAACGAAAGUAGUUUAUAGGGAGCGUGCAUGAACUGUAGGAGGCAGCACAGGAGCUGUCAGAUUUUUGGCGCGAGGAGUAAAUGUGAUGUUUAUUGUUCCGAUGUAGCCCACAAGAUGGCAGCACCUACUAUGCACAAGAAAACACGUGACGUGAACAUGUGCAUGUUUUUGGUUCCGAUUCAGGCCACAAGAUGGCAGACCCUCCAACGCGCACGGUCCCUAUAGGGAGCGUGCAUGAACUGUAGGAGGCAGCACAGGAGCCGUCAGAUUUUUGGCGCGAGGCGCAAAUGUGAUGUUUAAUUGUUUAUUGUUCCGAUGUAGCCCACAAGAUGGCAGCGCCUACUAUGCACAAGAAAACACGUGACGUGUACAGUCAGCGUCAAAUACUUCGUAGCAGUCACUGUACAUGUGCAUGUUUAUGGUUCCGAUUCAGGCCACAAGAUGGCAGACCCUCCAACGCGCACGGUCCCUAUAGUGAUAUCAAUUUAAUUAUAGAAAUACUUUUAUAUGUGUUAAUUACGUCAAAAUGAAAAGUUCUAGAGCAAUCCAUGUCAAAUAAUAUGUAAGUUUAUCAUAGCUUAAGAGUUCUUAAGAGGAAAGGCGAUGGCCGCUUCUCCAUACAAACGUAGUCCCCAUUUUCCUCCCCGUAUAUUGACAUUCUGGAAAAUAAUUUUACAUAAUUUGAUGUAUAUUCACAAUAACUAUGCCUACCUUUGACUUUUUUCGAUUUUUUGAUUGUUGUAAAAAUUUGGAGCGAACAGAUUUCAUACAAAUUUUAAAAUGCUCCUAGCUCAUAUAAUAACAAAAAAAUUUAAAAUAAUCAAAUCAUAGCUGUCAAUAUACAGUCACGUCUAAAUAUAUCGAUUCGAACAAAGUGCCAAAAAUAUGUAUACACAACAUUAUAGCCCAUCUAUUAAGGUUGUGUAUACAUAUUUUUGGCACUUUGCCCGUAUCGAUAUUUUCAGACGUGACCGUACAACAAAUUGUAUUUUUUUAAUACUACCGACGCACAAGCAUAGUGGCCCGCCUGAUGGUAAGCAGUCUCCGUAGCCUAUGUACGCCUGCAACUCCAGACGAGUUACAUGCGCGUUGCCGACCCUAACACUCGGCACCCUUGUUGAGCUCUGGCAACCUUACUCACCGGCAGGAACACAACACUAUGAGUAGGUAUAAAAAUAUUUUCAAUAAAGUUAAUAUCCUGAGACGAAAAUGCGGAUUACGUUUGUAUGAAAGGGCGUUAAAGAUUAUAAGCACACCCUCGCACGCACUCUUCACGCAAGCGGUGUGGCGUCUCUCAUAACAAUCUGUAUAAUUCAACGCGCUCUUUCCCUUCUACGCAAACGCGUCCGGUGUGCACACGAGUUAACAUUGUGUAGUUAUACAUUUAAAAGAGAAUUGGUUAAGAUCCAUAGAAUAAAGAUAAAAAGUUGUCUUUCA